ACUAAUCCUCUCCAGCUUCCAGAGCACCAUCAAGGAAUUUUAAAAACAUUGGACUUCCAGCAGCUAAAUACUUCUGAGGAUUCAGAAGGCCACAAAGCUAGAUACACGAGCAUUCUUUUUUCCUUCAGAAGAUUCCUCAGGUUUCCAGUUUAAGCUCUGAAGUGCAAACAACAAUCCAACAUUCAGUGCAGAUCCCUCACUGCAAGAAGAGGAGAUGUGUUUUCUGACCAAGCAUUCAGCUCUUGGGGUGGUAUGUUCUGCUUUCAUAUUCAGCGUGCUCAUUGCUGAAGGACAGCCUGGGGAAGAGCAUGGGCAGGAUGGCAGCUAUGCUCCCAGCAGAGGAUAUCUGAUGGAAGUUUUACGCGUUCUUUCAGCUGAAAACACUGAGCUCCACAUGAACCACUCACGAGAACUGGUCAAAAUGUUACUGGAGAGAGCUGAGUGCCCACAGCGGAUUUAUGGCAUGCAAGAGGAUUGUAAUCUGUGCCUUGAACCAGAUGCUUUGUUAUUAAUAGCUGGAGGAGAUUUAGAAGACCAUCUCAGUGAAGAAGUAUUUGAGAGAAUUUCUCUUAUUCUUCUCUACUACAUUCUUCAUCGCAGAGAUGUAUGUUCUACAGAGCUCAUCUUGAGCAAUAAGGAUUAUAAAUUUUACCUACAGAGUAUGCUUAGUUUAAGACAUGAUGAAGACUGUUAUCAUUUUUCACGGAAUGAAACUGAAGAUAUUUUAGCUGCAGUAAGGCAACAUUUUAAAACUUCUGAAACCCAGUGUGUUGAUGUGAGCACUCUGGAGAAAAAUGCUGACAUAAUGGACAGAGAUGGUGCCGAUGAAAACAGUCUUCCACGCCUGGCUGCUUUAAUCAUUACUCUGGCUCUCCAAGGAGUCUGCAUGGGGAAAGCAAGUUUGCCUUCCCCAGAAUUCUUUAUAAAAUAUAUCUUUAGUUCUCUAAACAGUACCACUGAGCUCCAAGUGACAGAACUAGAACAACUACUAAAUGUGCUUACAGCCAAAAAGACCUGCACUGUAAAUGGACAAUUCCAUAGUCACAAAAGAAGACGUUACAGUAUGGCAACCAGAGAUUCUGGAAGAAAAAAUACUCCAUUCAAAGGAAACCAUACAAAAGGAGACUCUCUGAAAGGUUAUUUUGAAGAUCAUGAAAGGAACACAGAUUGGGACCAGGUUUGUUUCUCUGCCAAUGAGCUUGUGAAGAUAUUUUUGAAAAAUGGUUCUUCCUCCAUUUCCAAGGAUCACUUCAAGCAAAUCAGUCCAGCUAUCAUUCAGCAACUUUUAAGUUGUUCAUGUCAGCUUCCUGACUUCAAGCAGAAAAGGUUACCACCAACAACUGUGGAAAAAUAUGGUUACAGCACUGUUGCUGUUUUACUUAUUACUAUUGGAUCUAUGUUUGGUACAACUCUCAUUUUAUUUAACUCCUGUCAAGAAAUCUAUACACUCAUUUUACAGCUGUUUGUCGGUCUGGCUGUUGGAACCCUUUCUGGAGAUGCAUUGCUACAUCUUAUUCCUCAGACUCUAGGUUUACAUAAACAUGAAGCACAAGACAUAGAACAUUUCUAUGAGGGAAAAGAAUAUAUUUGGAAACUUUUGGGAAUAAUUGGAGGAAUUCAUGGAUUUUUUCUGAUAGAAAAGUGUUUCUUUCUUUUAGUAACACCACGUGAACAGCAGGGCCUUUCUUUAGUUAAUGGGCACUGGGGACAUUCCCAUGAUCUUCCAGUGGAAUCUGAAUUAAAUGAACAUUCAGGCAGAGGCAAAUCUACUUCAACCAUACAGUUGAGAAGCCCAGAAGAUUCUGAAUCUGCUGAAGAUCCUCCGGAGAGCAAGGCGAUCAACAAAAAAAGUAAGAAAAUCAGCUUGUUAGCAAUAAUGGUUCUGGUGGGUGACAGUCUUCACAAUUUUGCUGAUGGCCUGGUAAUAGGAGCAGCAUUCUCAUCCUCAACAGAAACAGGUGUGACAACGACUGUUGCUAUUUUAUGCCAUGAAAUUCCUCAUGAAAUGGGAGAUUUUGCUGUGCUGCUAAGUACAGGGCUCCCCACGAAGAUUGCAAUUCUGAUGAAUUUUAUAAGUGCACUAACAGCAUUCUUAGGACUUUAUAUUGGCCUUUCUCUAUCAACUGACCCAUCCAUUCAAAACUGGAUUUUUACUAUUACAGCUGGAAUGUUCUUGUAUUUAUCUUUAGCAGAAAUGCUUCCUGAAAUGACUCAUAUUCAGACGCGGCGACCCUGGUUGAUGUUUCUCCUACAGAACCUUGGAUUACUAUUAGGCUGGCUUUGCCUCUUACUUUUGGCUAUUUAUGAACAGAAAAUUAAAAUAUAAGUUUUCUGUUGGAAAUAUUGAAGUACCACUUAUGACAGUGGAUAGCAUUAUUCAUAAUUUUAUCAUGUCUGCUAUAGUGAUAUAUAAAUUAAGUUGCUGGGAUUUUAUAUCUGAACAGUAGAUAACUAUUUUACUUUAUUAACUUAUUGUUCAGAUUUCAUAAUUAUUUUUUUGUAAGCAUGAAUGUUUAGAAUUAUGUUUUGUUUGUUACUGAGUUUACCAGAUGCCAUGCUCAAACUCACAGGAGCUUUUGAUUAAUUUUUAUUGAGAGUGUUCUAGUUGAAUGCUCUAAGUGAUCUCUGCCAGUCUGAUUUGAAGAAAAGAAUAAAGCAUUUUAAUAUGCAAUAAUUAAAGUGGACUAACCAUAGUAGAAUAAUUUGAAUAAGAAAUGGUUUUUUUGCCUCUUAGUACAAAAAAAUUAAAGUAUUUCUAUAAAUCUAAAAAGUAUAGGGAAACUAAACUGCUAAAUGGCAUAUAUCAUCUCAUAAUGUCUGUACUAUCUAUUUUGUCAACAUAAAGAUCCUCAGCAGUCAUAUCUUACUGGUCCACUGUGGCAGAAAAAAAAAAAAAGACAAGUGUAAAUGUUGAAGUUUAUGACCUAGAAAUUUUUUGAACUGCAGUACAGUUUCUCAUACACGUGAUGGAAUCUAUGACAGUCAAGCACUGGACUACCUGCCCCUUGCAUUAUCUUACCCCUAGUGGUUGCUCAUAGCAAAUGCUUAUGAAGGACUAUAAGAAAUAUGUUUAAUUGUUUUUCACUGAUAUUCCUUCCAAGCUCCUCAAAUGAAGAGAUCCUUGAGCCAAACGUUGCUUCUGAAAUAUCACAUUUAAUAAACACCAGUAGUGUCUUCCUGUCAGCAAUUAGCUUAUUCAUACAUAUACAAUGCACAUUCUGGAAAGAGCUUUUUCAAUUGUCUAAAGUGCAUGUGGCCUCACUGCAACUCCUCCCAUCGUGAGUGGUUUUUGUGUAAUUAGUCCUCUUGAUUUCAAGGGAAUUCUGCAUAAGUUGAGAUGAUUCAUUUAAUUUAGUAUUGCAGAAUCAAGUCUAAAACAAAUAUACAAAUUCUGCCCUGACUCUGAGGUGCUGGGAAACUACCAGGAUGCACUGAGCAGUGCUCAACUGUGUGAUAUCAAAUUCUGAUGUGAGGACUUCUCCCCUACCUAGUUUAUAGUUUUGUAAAAAACAUAUUCUUUAUGCAACAACCAGAAAUAUUUUUUUCGUUGUCUAAACUCAAACUUGAAAUAUGUCUACAUCAUGACACAAAAUGACUUUCUCACAAUGUGUCCUGUGUUUUUUUGAUAUCUCCUGGUGAAGGUACAAUUAUUCUCAGAUUAUAGAUGAGAACAGUCUACACCCUAGAGUAAACUGUCAGACCUGUCAGUUCUCAAAAGCUUCACAGACAUCAAACUAACUUAUCAAAAAAGUAUAAAGUGAAAACACAGCACCAAGCCUGUCUGAGUUCAAGAAGCAUUUAGACAAUGCUCUCAGGCACAUGGCGUGAUUCUUGGGGUUUCCUGCACAGGGCCAGGAGUUGGUGUCAAUGAUCCUGAUGGGUCCCUUCCAACUCAGCAUAUUCUAUGAUUUGAUGAUAGCCCAGAUUCAUGGACUUGUGAUCCUAGUUACCCACAGAAUAACCACAAGGAAAAAGCCACUUAAGGAUCAAUUUAAAGAUAGAUUUGCACUUAUUUUCAAUGCUUGUUUGUUAUGAAAAUCUGUAGCAAAUACCCCAAUGCACAUCUAAAUGUGAACGUAGACAUUUACAUGCCUUCAGAAGCCUUGUCCCAAGCACUUUAUCCACAGUCACACAGGAAGUCUCCAUCUGACUAGGGGAAUAAACUGAGCUAUUUUUAAACUCCCAAGUAAGAUCCUAGCUUUUUUUUUUUAUUUAGGUGUGCAAAUAUUUUGACUGCUUUUUCUGUUGAUGUAACUUUGAAAGGUGAGCUGAGAAACCAUGACUGAUGCUUAUCUUUUCAAAGUUUACAUUUUUUUCGGGCAACUGGGCUUCCUUUUAGAAAGGCAAGAUUUUUAAAAAGUGGUUUCCCACUAUUGCAUCUGUUUGUAUUGGCACUGAGUCACUCCGUGACCUUCAGCUGUGACAGUCAAUUCAAGCAAUAUCAGGGCAUCACUGGACAUAAGCAGAAUCUAUUCUUGUAUCAGAUGGUGUGAAUGAAUAUUGGAAACAUGUGUUAUUUCAAAGAGAAGAGCUACCAUAGUUUGAAUGUUUAUGUAGGCCUAAUGUUCACUACCAUAGAACACAGGAUUACCAAUAUGAGCAUGUUUUGAUAGUGUUAUUAUAUUCUGAAAUAUUUUUCUACUAUUUAUUAAUGUGACUGAAAGAGAAAAGUAAUUUCUGGCAGAGUGUACUUUAAAGUUGCGUAUCAACAUCCUGACAUGAUCUGUGAACAUAUUCUAUCCAUAUCUAUUCAGAAAAUGCCAUCUUUUGUCCAUAUGUAUUUUUCAGGUAGCUUGAUUAUAUUAAUAAUCAGAUAUAUUUAUACAGCUCCCACCACAAGCACAGAUAUGUUGAUCAGAAUGCCAGUUAAUCCUUAUUUCUGCAACAGAGCUCUUACGCUUCUGUGGUGUUUGUCAGUCAGUGAGCAGUUCAGUCAUCAUUUUGCCCUGGUGUCAAAUUCAAACACCUGAAGUCUCUUUAGUUUAUGGAAGUUUGAAUUCCUGUGGUACUUGUGAGAGAACUUAUCUCACUACUUACAGUUAGUGCCUCUACUGUAAAACUCUUUACAUUAGUGUCUUUAAAAAGACACUGAAGAUAAAAAAAGGCUAGGCUAUAUAUUAGGAACCUUAUGUCAUACAGAGGGCUGGAAACUCUUCCUAUAGAUCUCUAAAAUAGAAAAGUAAAUAAGUUUAAAACCAAAGAGAUCCACCUGCAGAAUUCAUGUUUUCAGUCAAUGUUCUUUAAAAAUUCUAAGAAAAAUAAUAGAAUAUAGUUUUGUGUCAUUACAAAAGGGAAGAUUGUGCACAAGUAUUCUCAUGAUGCAUUCUCUGUUAGUUUAAGUUCUGUAGAGUUUGUUCAUACAGAUUUGGAGCAGAAGUGUUUUAAAGUCAGUUAAAUGUCUUUCUCUUCCUUCAAACAUAAUUGACAGUGAACAUAAUAUGCCAGUGUUUUCACUGAGUCAAAUCCUGAGUAAGGACUGCAGAACUUCAUCACUUGCAGACCUUAAAUCAUGACUAGAUAUUUCUCUAAGAGGUAUGCAAUUACUCAAACAGAUGUGCUUGAUGGAGAGAUUACUUGGUGUGGUUUUGCAGCCUGUCAGGCAGCUCUGACUAGAUAAUCAUAAUGUUCCUUUGAAACUCUAAAAUACAUGAAUCUGUAGAUACAGGAAUUUUUCUGGAAGAAGCUGGUUAGCAUGUCUCCCUUUCAUCUAUUCUUAGUUUUCAGGCACUCUCAAGAUGAAAAAUAUAUCUUGCUUUCCUAUACAGAAAAUUAGAGAGAAAAGGAAAGGUUGAAAAAAAUUCGUUUGCCACAGUAUUUUUUCCUGGAAGUUAAGUGGUAGAGGGCCUCAUAAAACAUAUUUCCAAUUCCAAACUACCAUCACUCCUAAGCAUGAGAGCUGACCUUGUACCUCUCUUUUCUGUAUAUGUUACACAUUACCCAGUGACUCCUAAGAUAAAUAGUACCUUCUUUGUAGCCAGCUAUGCUAAUGCCCUCAGAAGUUUCUGGAGCCCAUCUGCAUGUUUUAAAUACUGCUGUCUAUUCCUUUACUGUAUUUUAUGCUUUAAAUAUGAUUGUGGCAUUUCUCCAGAGAAAAAAAAUCCCUCUUUCAUGUAAGAAAAGAUAGUUUUGAUAUUUAUAUUUGUGUUGUUUUUCUAUCACCUUGCCAUUGCAUUUGAGAAAGCAAAUGAUCAUUGUAACAAUUUUUAUCCUGCAGCUGGAAACCAGGUUUAUAUCUGUCUGAAGUAUGGAUUAGGGCUGAUAAUUUUAUGAUAAGGGCAUACUUUAUCAAUGUUGUUAGCUCUUCUUUCUUAACUGUAACCUUUUGUCAAGUCUUCCUCUCAUUUUGAAAAUAAGCUGCCAUCUAUUGUGAGUGUAGCUGUAGGAAUGUGACUACAGCAAAUACAAGCAGUUGUUACACAAUAGCUUUAAUCAAAACAAAAAGUCCUGCAAUUUAUUUUACUAGACCCACCUACAUUCCUUUCUCCCCAAAAGAACAAAAAAAUCCACACAUGGAACUGUUGCUUUGGGUCACGUAGGGGAAUGUAAAAAGUGCCUCCUUCCUUUUAUGUCCCUGAUAACAGGACCAAGCACAACGGGAGACCCUGCCUAGGCACCCGGGUGCAUUGAAAUCACUGCCAAGCUUCCGUCAGCGGCAGUGCAGAACAGCGUCCUGCUGCAGGAAUUUAGAGGGCUGGUGCCGCUUCUUCUUGCAGAGGUGACAGGAAACAGAGCAGGCGGAGGCACUGCAGAGAGGAGCAUCUCAGGGUGACACUUCAGCAGCUGCAGCAGGAUGAUCAAAGGUUUUAUAGCUGUCUCUGUAAGACCCUGCAACAGCUCACUUCAGGGCAAAUUCUCAGACGUUCUUGUUGUCUUGGCUUUGGAUGUAAAAGAUACCAUGGAAGCAGUCUGGCUGAUACCUCUGUGAGUGCAGGCUCCCACAGUGCAAUAAUCCACAGGACCCCAGCAGCCAGGGUGACCCAAGGGAUUCCCAGGGUGGUCCAACUCCACAUUACAGCUGCAGGGCACCUAAAGGGAGCACGUCUAGGCAGUCUCUCCUCCCCAUGGUCUCAGCUCUGACAUUGCCAGAGAGCAUUAAACACAAGAUUACCUGCCACCCUAAAUGCAUCUAAAUGCACAUUUACAUACUGGUCCAAGAGAACAUCGACCAACCGCUAAUGCAGUGCUCUAGAUGUCUGUACAUGUGACAUCAUUUUUUUCCCCCUGUCUGGGGAACCCUCUGUCAUCCUUUCCCCAGGGGUCAGCAGGACCUAAUUUGACCUGUCCCAGAGAGAUGACAAGAGAUAAGCAUAGAGGAAUAGAGUAGUCAAUUAUUAUGACAUAUUCCAGUGUUAAUUUAAGAUCCCACCAACUUCGUAUCCACGGACUCUCAUGCUUCAGGGAAGGCACCAGGACAAUGCCUGUACUGGUGUGUUUAGUAGAUGCCCAGGCUGUCCUCUCUGCGGUAUAUGGAAGAUGAAUAGCAGCCAUAGCUCAGGCCUGACAGUUGUUUCAGAGUAUCCCAGUUGUUCCUGUCAUUGCAUCUGCCAGCACACCAUCUUGUAGGAAAGUUCAUUUUAAUUUUUCCAGCAUUUGAACUUUCUAGCAUUUGUCCUGUGACCUCCUACGCAAAUAUCAUAACCCAUAGGAUAUGAGCUCUUACCUGUUCUCCUCCACCACCCAUGCUGGUGGUUUUGGACCACUAUGUUGCAGCUGUCUGUGAGUUCUUAUGCUCUGAAAGGGAAACAGAAUAUUGGAAAUUUCACUGAGGAUCACACAGAAAGAGAUAUUAUUAUCUACACAUUGGUAUCAGCAAUGCACCUCUUAUUGAAUAGACACUGCUGUUUGUACUGAACACAAAUAAAUCACUCUUGUGAUCUCA
Myiozetetes cayanensis is the source of this 7879-nucleotide messenger RNA. RefSeq names its product solute carrier family 39 member 12 (gene SLC39A12). The transcript is spliced from 13 exons. Gene Ontology annotation, biological process: intracellular zinc ion homeostasis; zinc ion import across plasma membrane. Bases 215 to 2326 code for a protein of 703 amino acids. The record is from RefSeq and is a predicted model, not a curated record. Gene Ontology annotation, cellular component: membrane. Gene Ontology annotation, molecular function: zinc ion transmembrane transporter activity. NCBI's taxonomy places the organism in Eukaryota, Metazoa, Chordata, Aves, Passeriformes, Tyrannidae.